Egretta garzetta (little egret) is the source of this 2136-nucleotide messenger RNA. It is a transcript of the gene EPM2A, whose product is annotated as EPM2A glucan phosphatase, laforin. Gene Ontology annotation, biological process: protein dephosphorylation. Gene Ontology annotation, molecular function: protein tyrosine phosphatase activity; carbohydrate phosphatase activity; protein tyrosine/serine/threonine phosphatase activity. Bases 147 to 731 code for a protein of 194 amino acids. The record is from RefSeq and is a predicted model, not a curated record. Lineage: Eukaryota; Metazoa; Chordata; Aves; Pelecaniformes; Ardeidae. The transcript is spliced from 4 exons. Gene Ontology annotation, cellular component: nucleus; cytoplasm.
CGUUCCAGCCCUACUUCAAGGAGGCCAUCCGGGGUAAUGGGCCCCAUCAUGAUCGAAGUUGUGUUUACGACGAGAGCAACGUAGUAGAUGGAGUUUACUGCCUCCCAAUAGCACACUGGAUUGAAGUCUCUGGACAUACUGAUGAGAUGAAACAUACAACUGACUUCUAUUUUAAUAUUGCAGGACAUCAAGCUAUCCAUUACUCCAGAAUUCUGCCAAACAUCUGGCUGGGAAGUUGCCCUCGGCAGCUGGAGCAUGUGACCGUCAAGCUGAAGCACGAGCUGGGUGUUACGGCUGUGAUGAACUUCCAGACUGAAUGGGACAUUGUUCAGAAUUCCUGGGGCUGCAACCGCUACCCCGAACCCAUGAGCCCUGAAAUCCUCAUGAAACUGUAUAAAGAGGAAGGUCUGGCCUAUGUCUGGAUGCCAACCCCAGACAUGAGCACUGAAGGAAGAAUACAGAUGUUGCCACAAGCUGUCUGCCUCUUGCACGGGCUACUGGAGAAUGGACACACUGUCUACGUUCAUUGCAAUGCUGGCGUUGGCAGGUCUACGGCUGCUGUCAGCGGCUGGCUGAAGUACGUGAUGGGAUGGAGCCUGCGGAAAGUGCAGUACUUUUUGGCUUCCAGGAGACCAGCUGUCUACAUCGACGAGGAAGCUCUGAUUCGUGCUGAAGAUGAUUUCUACCAGAAAUUUGGGCGUCUUCGUUCCUCAUGCAAACUACAAGAGUAGAAAAGCAGAAGAGGAAAAAGAAGGUGAAGAGGAAUCCUUACAUUUGAACCCCAAGGACUUAGAAAUCAUGAGCCCUGCCUCUCCUCUUCAGAUUAUAAGCUUGUCACAGAAGUCAUGAGAGUUUUGUGAAAAAAAGUGCCUUUGAGGGUUUCUUACUUGCUUUCUUUAAGCUGAUACAAUUCAUAUUUUCAAGCCUUUUUCUGCAAGUAUGAGACCUAGAAACUCUGCAAAGGGAAACUAAGAUUUUCUUUUAGCUACUUGCCUAUAGGAACUGAGGUUUUAGGGUAGACACUAAAUAAGACGUGAUGUGAACUAGUUAGAGUUGCAAUAUUUCAGUGACAAGGAAGGGAAAGCAUUCUCAGAAAAACACAUACAAAGCUUGACUGGAUUAAAGUUCAGGUUAGGAUGGAGCCGAUCAUGGUCAAAUCUGCUCAGUUGUUUUAGGUAGAGUGUACAUUACUGAGGUGUUUUCUAGUAAUUUUGUAGACAAGUGGUAUUAAUGAGAAAGACCAGAAGGAAACUGAUUUUUCAGCUCAGCUUCUUAAACAAAAAGCUGAUGUCUAAUGCAGUGAACUAAAAUUUGCUUUCUUUGCCUGUUCUAGUUAAUGUUAAAUAUUAUGAGUUACAGCUAUAUUCUUUUAUGACAUUGGGAUUAUGCUGGGAUGUGGCAUGAAGAGAGGAAACAGCUUCAUUUACUGCAGUCUUACUCUGUUGCAGGGAAGGACUACUAUUUAUGACAUUAUCCUAGGCUGUGAGGUCUCUAAGUCAAAGAUAAUAACAUAUCUUCUGGUCUCUUCUGGUCUAUGCAGUGGUAUACAGUGGGCUCCCUAGGUGCCAAGUCAAUCUAAGCAGUAACCACUGGGCUAAAACAGGACCUACAGGAGCUGUGUGGUAAACCUCUGUGCAUGGUUGAUGCCACAGCCUCCAUGUUGUUGGCCUGGAUGAAUUUCUUCACUAUAGCAAAAGUCUCUUCUUGCACAAGCAGCAUGUGGAUGUGCACAGAUGCUGGAUUUAGCCAAGUGAAGCAAAUACAUUCCUCUGCAGGAGCAAAGAGCAACUCCGUGGAGGGUUUCUGAGGACCCUAAGCCUGAAGUUGGGUUUGUGGAUGAUCCCUAACUUUUUCCAGUGCUGCUCAGUCCCUUAGCUAAACUAAGCAGUGGCGCCAACAGCUUCCAGCCCUGCUCAGGUAAAACCAGUUUGCUGUAGGUUAAGUCCAAGAGAGAUGAGAGAGAAAGCAUUUCCUAAGGAGCAGAGAAUUAAGGAUGUAUAAACAUUAAGAAACCUAAUUUCUAUAGGUUUAUUGUUCAGUGAAAUCUCAUUUUUUUUCCAGCCAACUUGACCCUCUGAAGACCCAGUGAGUGCAGAGUAGUUUAGCUGAUUGAGUAGUUGAUUAUCUGAAUACUUA